Messenger RNA from Gigantopelta aegis, 1977 nucleotides. Its product is annotated as E3 ubiquitin-protein ligase Trim36-like. Lineage: Eukaryota; Metazoa; Mollusca; Gastropoda; Neomphalida; Peltospiridae. The coding region runs from base 217 to 1668 and encodes 483 amino acids. Gene Ontology annotation, molecular function: zinc ion binding; RNA binding. The transcript has a single exon. The record is from RefSeq and is a predicted model, not a curated record.
CAACUGUUGUGGCUAUUGUAUAUAUAUUUGAUUUCACUUGGUUCACAAUUUCGGAUGAUAGAUACCGACAGCUUUUUGUGAUAAAAAAAACAACAACCAGGUUUAAAAGUAGCCUACAUUGGUUAACACAGCAAUGGACGCCGACCUGAUGAAUGCAGAUAACUUGUGAUAAAAACCGUUUUGAAAGUAGCCUACUUUGGUUCAGUUAACGCAGCAAUGGAAGCCGACCUUACGUGUACUGUGUGUUUAGAUUUGUAUACAGAACCGCAUCUACUCCCAUGUUCACACAACUUAUGUCGAGAGUGUGUUCGGACUUUGAUAAAAGACAACACCGGUCAUGGCGAUGCCCAAACAAUGUCUGGUCCAGAGGCAGAUGAAUCGCAGUUGGUAGAUUCUAGUAUUAGUGAAUCCAUGUCGGAUGCAAUACAUCAACUGUCGAAUUGGUUUUCAACCCACAUAACAGCGAAUAACACAAAUAAAGCAAAGACUCUUGCUGGUCGAAUUAUACUUUGCCCACAGUGUAGAGCAAAGUAUGAUGUAGGUCCAGAUGGAGUUGACCAAUUCCCCAAGAACCUGACUCUGGAAAACAUCGUAGCUACCUACAAGAGUAGUCGCAAGGUGUUAGACUCGAUGACCGAUUCAGAGGACGAGCUGGGCGAGUCCACCGUCACAGACAAUGAUGUCAAUAAAUCGGCAAGCAAAGAAAGCAAGUCUGCAGUCUCCGAUGUGCUGGUUUGUGCACAACAUAAUGGCAAGAGAAAUAAAAUGUUUUGCAACACCUGCAACAGAUUGGUUUGUUCUUCGUGCGCACUAUUCGGUGACCAUAAAGGUCAUGACAUAGUUAAACUGCGAUCGGCCCUCAGAAUGGGAAAGCGCUUGCUUGAAGACGAGCAUCUCAGAGUUGAAGAGAUGCAACUUAACUUAUUGAAAAGAAAAGACGCAAUAGUUGAGUAUUCGUGCAAGCUGGAUGCUAUUAAAACAACACAACUGGAAUACAUGCGUAAAGAAGUCGUCAAAAUAGUAAGUCAUAUCCAAUGCCGCGAGAAUGAAAUAGCAGAAAAGAUUCGAAAUGAUGUGCAGCAGAAGAAAACUAUUUUGGAUAGUCUUGAAAAGGACACUGCUGCUUCUUCCGAAAUGGUUCAAAAUCUAAGUUCGGAAAUAUUAAAGGUUUUGAGUAUCUCAGAUCCUAUGGAAUUUUUAUCUAUCUACAUGCCAGUAGUUGAAAGAUCUAGAGGUUCCAGUAUUUUACUUCAUGACCUUGAUCCAAGUCUAAAGACUGUUUCGGGGCAGUUACCGGACUUCAAGUACUUGAACACAUUGGUGAAACGUGGUCUGAUGAAAAGUGCUUCUCAUGAGCUCGUAAAGUCUACACCAAAGGAUAACGUCGAGACAUUGAAGACUGACGAAGCGAAGAAAGUUCUUCCAGGCCAUAUUGCAAAAUGUCAAUUUAUGGAGCAGUUCUAUGUUGUAGAAGACCUCAUUGAUGUGGCUAUUGGUGCCGGCGGAGCAAACAUCCAAGAAGCGCGUCAGGUGGAUGGAGUCACUUCUGUGGAGUUGGAGUUUGGAGACAUGUGUGCCUUUAAGUUCUAUGGUACGUCGCAAGAAUCCUGCGACACCUCAAGAGAUAUAUUGCAACAAGCGAUGAUACGAUAUAUGUCUAAAAACUGAAGUACUUUUUAUUUAUGAAUUCUGAUUUCUUUUACUUUGCCAGAUUGUGACAGAAUUACACAUGCACUAACUGUGAUUCGUCUGUUCAUAAUUAAUUCUGUUCAUAUUCGCCUUAAAGAAAAUGAAAAUAAUUAGUUUUAACUGAUAGCUAUACAAAGGUGUGUUAAGCAAUCGCUUUGGUUUUGAACAUGACUAUAAACUGGAGAUAACGUCUAAGAUUUUGUUUCAUUAUUAUUAUAAUUGUUUGCUUUUAUUUGUUCUUUUAUAUACCUGUAAUGGUAAAUAGUAAACAAUAAAGGGUAAAAUAUA